ACCAAGUCGUCCCGACGACCACCCGACACCCACACAGCUAUGCGGCCCCGCCGCAGAGACGCCUCCGCCUCCGACUCCGACGACGCCGACGCGCGCUCCUCCUCCCCUCGCCCGCGCCGCCGCCCCGACCCCGCGCCGCCGCGCGCGCCCCUCCUCAGCAGCCUCGUGGUCAAGCUGCAGCCGCGGGGGCCGGAGGAGGAGCACGGCGCGGCCGACCGGCUGGAGCGCCGGCGCGAUCCCCCGCCCGCCGCACGCCGCCCCCCGCGGGAGCCCUCGCCUCCAGGGUUCAUGCGCCGCCGGGAGUCGCGCCAGACGCCGCCGCCGCAGCAGCCGCACGCGGCGCCGAGGCGCCGCGGCGGCAGCGCGUCCCCUCCUCCCCCUCGCCGCCGCGGGAGCCCCCUGGGGUUUCGGCCUAGGUAUCCCCAGCCCCGUGAGGAGCCACAAGGAUAUCACCCGCACUCAGGUUCCAUGAUACCUCCACGUGGCCGCGGAGUAGAAAGCAGCAAUUUCAAUGACGGUUCACGUUAUGGAUAUGAGCUGGCAAGUAAAGGAGGUGAAAGGUUACAAUAUGUUUCUCCUCCCAAUGGAAGAGGAAGACCACACAGGAGGGAUGGUGGUGCUCCUGGAAAAGAUUUCAUCUUCAUUAAUGGAGAAUAUGUGCACAGGAAUGACCCAAACUUGUCUCCAAGAGAAGGUGACUGGAUAUGUCAGAAUCCCACUUGCGGAAAUCUUAAUUUUGCUCGGCGGUCUCACUGUAACAACUGCAACAAGGAACGCUAUGCACCUGCCAUGUACAAGUCCAGCUACAGUCCUGACAGACGCCAGUUCAACUCUCCACCACAAGGGCCACCGAGUAGGGUUAUUGGUCCACCGAGUGGCCGUGAUCUGCCAAGGGAGAAACAAAGGUAUAGAUCACCACCGCGUGGUUGGGGUAUGGUCCGACCGGAUGAUCAUAGGGACUAUUCUACGCAGUUGUCCCAAGAUCGUCCAGGACGAAUGGCAGACCCUAUGCACAGGGACAGGAUCAACUUCGGGGAUGAACUUCCACACCGACAGCGUGGGAAGUUUGACUGGGAUGGCUAUAAUCACCGGGAGCAUCCACGCGAUGGACCAUAUCUUGACCGAAGAGAACCACGGUUGGGGUCUCCCAGGGGUAACUGGGGACAAGCUGUACGGGACAGAAGUCAUUCACCCAUGCGUAACAAGCCCAUGAACAGGGGACUAGACUUACGGGAGAGAAGCCGUUCACCCUUUCGGGACAGGCCCUUGAACAAAGCCUCCAUUGGAAGAGGUGGACCUGACCGAGACUAUGUUCAUCCAUUUGACACCCAUGGGCGACCUCAUAAUUUGGGCAAUAGCCGUGGCCAUGGUUACAGGCAGGAGGAUGAUCUGUUUCCUAUUCGCAAUCAAGGUGACCAGCGUGUCCUUUCCCGUCAUCGGAAUGGAAUCCACUGAAAUGUAAUAUCUUUCAGCUGGGUACAGAUUCUUCGUGUUGAUAGGCUAUCUGGAAAAGCGAAUCUAAUAAAAAUUAUCUCGAUGCUUGAGGACUCCUGAAGCUUUGUAAUAAUGUUUAAUGUUUUGUACUGUGUAGUUACUUCCUUGGUUGGGUUGUUUCAGUGGAAGUUUCACCAUUAGAAAUGUCUUCAUGAACUGAAUUUAAAGGGCAAUGCUAGGAAUGAAUAUUGGAGUGGUUAAAGAUGAACACAACCAUACUGUGCUCUGUAUGUUUUAUUGUGUGAAAUCUUGAGGUGUAAAUUUUGUUUA
Molecule: messenger RNA, 1764 nt
Organism: Oryza sativa Japonica Group (Japanese rice)
Lineage: Eukaryota; Viridiplantae; Streptophyta; Magnoliopsida; Poales; Poaceae
Biological process (GO): regulation of DNA-templated transcription
Cellular component (GO): nucleus
Molecular function (GO): RNA binding; transcription coregulator activity
Source: RefSeq, a predicted model, not a curated record